Molecule: messenger RNA, 1164 nt
Organism: Neurospora tetraspora
Lineage: Eukaryota; Fungi; Ascomycota; Sordariomycetes; Sordariales; Sordariaceae
Exons: 3
Coding region: 1-675 (224 amino acids)
Source: RefSeq, a predicted model, not a curated record
AUGCCUUGCUUUGUUCUCGCUAUUCUCUUGUAUGAGUCGGUUUGCGACGUGUUGGUCGACUCUGCAACUCCAGCGAGAACUGCCUCGAUUAUUCUACUUGUCUAUGUGUCGGUGUUGAAUAAGUCGAUCCUUGUGCUGGCCGGUAAGGUAUCGUCAAGACGUCAACGUUCGUCGUUGAAUGUGGAGGCCGCUAUAGAAACUACCUUCAACAUAUGUCGGCCUACUAUUGUCAAGGGCCUUGUGGGCGGUCUAGAUCUCGGCAUCAAAUGUGGUGCCUACUCUGUGGGUUUUGCGAGUGCUUAUACACAGGUAUUGACGUACCACAGUGAUAGUGUCAGCACUGGGGUUGACUGGUUGGGCAUCCUUGUACUGAGGAUCAACCCUCACGUAGCUACCCAACGUACCGUCAAGCUGUACGUUCAACUUGCAACUCCAACAAUUGUCGAUUCUGUUCAUCUACAUGCAAGUAAUUCAAUGCUCGGAACCCUUUGUACUGCGGUUUAUGAAGUCAUCAUCAACAGCUUUACGUUUGAAUGCACAGAUCGCCAAGACAUGCCGACCCAAAGCAAGCGAGACACUUGGACGUUGAAUGGCCGUCGUUCGUCCGACCAUGGACCGAGCUCCAUGCGAUGUGAUAGGUUUUCUUCAUCCGAUCUCACGUAUGGCGUCAUCUGAAAAUGUGAAACACUGCGCCAUUCAGACUAAAGACGUGGUGGAAUCGGUUUGGCGGCUCUUUUCGACAGAUCAUAGGACGGAGCAUGCAGACACACAUCGUCUUUGGCAUUCCGAACCCCAUCGACAAAAUCCAAACGGUCUAGCGGCUGAGAUCGCCUUAGAUGAGGCUGAAUGACCUGUAAGUUUUGCAUUCUCCACCGUUCGCUUCUUCGACAACAUCGAUGCCGCAGUCGGACGGCCUCCGGUAUUAUUCACGAUGCGAUGCCGUCCACUGGUCUGUUCGGCACGGCGCUCACAGGCAUCAAAUGAAGCACACGUGUAAAGUCAAGGGUCCACAGAAAAACAAUAAACAAGUGGAAGCUUCGACUUGGUUCAUGCAGUCAGUCUACCCCGCGACUGCCGAGAGCCGCUAAACCUCCUCAUGUCUGUUAGCCCGCAACUUGUUUUCUCCCGUUCAACCAGGGCUUUCAGAAGGUACCUGCUAACAGG